Molecule: messenger RNA, 3534 nt
Organism: Fusarium verticillioides 7600
Lineage: Eukaryota; Fungi; Ascomycota; Sordariomycetes; Hypocreales; Nectriaceae
Exons: 2
Coding region: 70-3387 (1105 amino acids)
Biological process (GO): tRNA export from nucleus; rRNA processing
Cellular component (GO): CURI complex; UTP-C complex; small-subunit processome
Source: RefSeq, a predicted model, not a curated record
CUUCAACACCAAAGAACCUCCAAUUUGUCGAUAAUCGCCUCCCACAAUCUGGCGCAUAAUUGAACCACCAUGGAGUCCAGUUCAAAGCGCCGGAAGCUAGACCACUCUUCAUCUGGUCUGAGACACGAUGCUCUCAUUGAUUUCGAGGCUCGCAGCUCUGCCAGAGUCUCAACCGCUAGCACUUUUGUUCUCCAAACAGACGAGCUACUCAAAGAGGCAAAACUUGACUACGGAAAGGCAUUGAAGGAUGCUGAUGCAAACCUCCAUCGACUGAAGGAAGCCAUUGACACUGCGACUCCCCACGGACCCGAGCCUAUCGCUGAAGUCACGAGUCGCUUUGAGAAGAAGCACCGCAUUUUCAUUCCUUAUCCCGAUCCGAAGCCUGCUAAAGAUGCUCCUUACAAGCUUUCUUUUGAGAAACCAGCUUCAUACAAUGUCGUUGGUAGCUAUGUCGCCAAGACCAUGAUCAAAUCCCAGGCGCAAUUUGGCAUCGAUAUGGUAGUUCAGAUGCCCAAGACCAUGUUCCAAGAAAAGGACUUUACAAGUAUGCGAUAUUUCUACCGCCGAGCAUAUUACAUCGCAUACAUUGCCGCCAAUGCCAAGAAAGAGUUGGGAGACUCGAUGGAUAUCGGCUUUGAAUACCUGAACGAGAACCCGCUUCUGCCUGUACUUGCACUUCGACCCAAGCCCGAGGAGGAGGAGACCGAUGUCAAUGAGGCCAAUGGGAGAGCUUCAAAGAAGAAGGCGAAGGUUGCGGAAUCCCCGUAUACUAUUCGACUCAUCCCUUGCGCUCCAGAUGGUCUCUUCCCCAAGUCGAAGCUACUUCCUAGCUCUAACAACAACCGAAGUGGAGAGUCCGGUGGCAAGAAGACCCAGACCGGAACUCCUUUCUAUAACUCUACUUUGAAAGCUGAGGAAACGUUCAUCUCUUACCUGCGUGUUCUUACGCACGCCAAAAACGAGUGCCCCGCCCUGACUGAUGCCUGUGUAUUGGGAAGAAUUUGGCUGCAGCAGAGGGGUUUCGGGAGCUCCAUCUCGCAAGGUGGGUUUGGCCAUUUCGAGUGGUCUAUCAUGAUUGCUCUCUUGCUUCAAAUGGGUGGACGAAAUGGACAGGCAGCGCUUUCAAACUCUCUUAGCAGCACUGAACUUUUCAAGGCUGCUGUUCAGUUCCUUUCGACCACUGAUUUCAAUAAGAAGCCUUUCGUUUUUGGAUCCUCGAAGAUAAGUGCCGACUCUGUCCGAGAAGCUGGCCCCGUCAUGUAUGACCCAAUUCGAGAACUCAACGUGCUGUCAAAGAUGAGCCCCUGGUCUGCGAGUCUACUUCAAAUGCACGCCAAGUCUACCACCGACCUCCUCGCUGAUGAAGCUGCCGACAAGUUCAACCCGACAUUCAUUAUCAAGUCUGAUGCUCCCCUGCAGACAUUCGAUGCUAUCUUCGAAAUUAAGAGCAAGGAUAUUCCUAAGUCUAGUAGCUCUACUGACUGCAGAGGACAUGCGUGGGACUUUAGCCUAGAAGCACACAAGGUACUCACAAAGGCCUACGGCACUCGUGCUCAUCUGGUGCAUUUUCAAUUGCCUACCAGAGCUGGUUGGUCAUUGGGCUCCGCGCCAACUUCAAGUUCUGGUAAACUCCAAUUUGGGGUCAUGUUCGAAUUCGCCCAGAUGUCCAGACAGAUGGAGCAUGGUCCCGCAGCAGAAGAACAAAAAGAAGCUGCCAAGUUCCGACAAUUCUGGGGCGAGAAGGCCGAGCUGCGUCGUUUCAAGGAUGGAAGUAUUCUAGAAUGUGUUGAGUGGUCAAGCAAAGUUCCGUUCCAGAUCUGCGAGGAGAUCGCGGCGUACACCUUGAAGCGACACUUGAAGGUUGCCAGCGAAAGUAUUAUUGCUUUUGGGGCUGGCUUUUCCAACAUUAUCACAUUCUCUCAUAUGGAUAAGGAGGCUUUCGAUGCUGCUCGAAGGGCGUUCCAGACCCUCGAAUACGAUAUUCGAAAUCUUGAAGAAUUGCCACUGCAGAUUAGACAGCUUUCGCCGGUUUCACCAGCCGCUAGAUAUGCUUCAGUUGAUGCUCCAAGCCCAGGCUUCCACACAGGUACUAUUGAGCCUAUAGAUGUGAACCUCUAUUUCGAGGCAUCGAAUCGAUGGCCUGAGAACCUAGUGGCCAUUCAAGAGACCAAGAUUGAGUUUUUGCUGGAUUUUGACAGGCGUCUCACGGCCGCGAAAGACAACAUUACAACCUACCUUGGCCGGGAUAAUAAGGAGAUUGGUAUCGAGAAUUUAGCGUAUCUCGAUAUUAUCUACGAAUCUGGAGCGGCAUUUAGAUUGAGAAUCCAUGCAGACUUGGAAGAUAUCCUCCUUGAGCGCCAAAUCAAGAACAAAACGCUUGAUGCUCACAUUCGAGAACAGUCGGAAGCAGUCCUUGCUAGGACCAACUGGUUCUUUGCUACCCUGCCAAUUCAUACACAGACUAUCUCAACCUUUUGCACACGCCUCCAUCCUCUAUCACAGACUAUCCGCUUGGUAAAACACUGGUUCAACUCUCACAAGCUUUCAAGCCACGUCAGCGAGGAGCUUAUUGAGCUUUUCGUUCUGCACGUGUGCUUGCAACCAUACCCAUGGAGGGCCCCCACGAGUGCUUCAACAGGUUUCUUACGCACCCUGACAUUCCUGUCGCGAUGGGAUUGGCGUGACGAGCCUCUGAUUGUCGACUCUGCAGAGGAGCUAACUGAUGACGAUCGCCAUAACAUUCGCAAAGAGCUUGAGUCUCGGCGCAAAAAGGACCCCAACAUGAACCACAUAGUCAUGUUUGUUGCUACCUCCAAUGACACUUCUGGCCUCGCUUAUACCCGCAAUGGACCUUCUAAGCUCAUCGCUUCACGUAUGACACGACUGGCCAAGGCUGCAUGUAAGCUUGUCAAGGACAGCGGAUACCGUAUUGAUGCUACUGAGCUUUUCGAAACUUCGCUCGAAGACUACGAUGUUCUUUUCCAUCUUUCUCGAAAAGCUAUUCGCUCAAUACUUCGAGAGGCUGCUUCUGACCCCUCAGCCCGCCGUCACUCCCAGUUCAAGAACCUCGAUGAUCGCACAGGUCGCGCACCACUCCCCAUCCGUGCUCAUCCUGUCGAUGUGUUGAUGGAGGAGCUGCAGCGUGUAUACGACGACUCACUUGUAUUCUUCCGGGGAACCAAUAACAGCGACGAGGACGAUGCUGUGAUAGGGGCGAUCUGGAACCCAAAGCUUCAGCAGCAGAAGUUCCGAGCUGGUCUACCUUAUAAUUUCCACAAAGUAACCGACGAGGAUGGAGAUGUAGUCGUAGUGAACCGUAAGGCAGUGUUGUCAGAGAUUGCUAGGAUUGGUGGCGAUAUGAUUAGAAAGAUUGAGGAAGUCGAGUAAAGCGGACACACGGUUGAUGAUGCGAAGACAUCUUGGAGAAUACCCAUGCAUAUAGAUCAAGAUAUAGACUCAGGCUUUUAUUUUAAGAAACGAUUUUAGAAGUUUAACAUAUAUCAGGCGUCGAAUUUACUUGACAUUUAUGUGGCC